Messenger RNA from Pomacea canaliculata, 3351 nucleotides. RefSeq names its product UDP-N-acetylglucosamine transporter-like. Gene Ontology annotation, molecular function: UDP-galactose transmembrane transporter activity. Gene Ontology annotation, cellular component: Golgi membrane. Gene Ontology annotation, biological process: pyrimidine nucleotide-sugar transmembrane transport. The record is from RefSeq and is a predicted model, not a curated record. Bases 488 to 1765 code for a protein of 425 amino acids. Lineage: Eukaryota; Metazoa; Mollusca; Gastropoda; Architaenioglossa; Ampullariidae. The transcript has 9 exons.
CUGUGGGAUGCAGAGACGCCACGCGAACACACGCACGCCCACGUGCGAUCGCACACCUGCACGAGACAGCAAAACUUGUCAGGUGUUUCCGCUGUUGAAGUCGCCGUUGGUGUCCAUCCUUCGUUCACACUUCACGUGGUCGCCACGACGUGGUGGCUAGCCGAAACCACUUCCGCUUCGCUGAGCUUCAAGACCACAGAGUUCUAUGAUCUGAGUUCAGGACGGUCCCCUGGCCGCACGGGAUGUGUCUUUGUUGAGGUGCCACCAUAUGGUAGGAGCCGGCGAGGACAAGGUGCGAGUAUCACCACAGACAGCCAACAGCUGAUGCACCAUCCGGGGGUUGCAGUAACACCGGGGGUGAGCACACAACUUCAGCAUCACUUGGCAGGAAGGUAGACUGAGAUUUCGACAGUCAUCCUUCACUUAACGAAGCAAGCACAGGUGUGGAGGUCUCACCUGCACAGGUGGGUUGCUGCCCCUGCUGACGAUGGUGGCGGACAGCGGCCAUGCGUACCGCUACGGAAACGUCUCGCACACCGCCCUCGUCCUCAGCCGCCCUCCGCCACUUGAUGUAUCCAUGGCAACAGGAGACGCCAGUUCAUACGAUUACCUCAGGAAAGAAGGGGCCAAAGCUGCCCCUAGCAGCACUCUAAGAUGGGGUGGGGCUGGCUUCCACUCAGCAUCAGUCGCACCUUUCGUCGUUGAAAGACUGAAACUGCUGCUGGUGCUUCUGAAAAGUUCUGUGCACCGCCUAGUGUACAUGGACAAGCACAAGUCCCUCAGUCUCGGGGCCCUUGUCCUGCAGACCUCACUGCUGGCACUGACCAUCCGUUACUCGCGUGUCCAGCACGUGGGCGGCUCGCGGUAUCUGUCUUCCACCGCCGUCGUCAUGUCAGAGGCCAUCAAGCUGCUGGCUAGUCUCUACAUGUUCUUCGCAACUUCUAGAAGAAGGUCGUCGGUGUUGAUGUGGGAAGAGCUACUAGAUGCGAGAGAAGCUGUAAAGGUGGCAAUACCAUCAGGAAUCUAUACCUUCCAGAACAAUCUACAAUUUAUAGCAGUUUCUCACCUUGAUGCCACUACAUUUCAGGUGACAUACCAGCUCAAGAUCCUGACAACCGCCAUCUUUUCCAUCUUAUUCCUCAGGCGUCUGCUGGAUGCCACACACUGGCUGGCGCUGCUGCUGCUGACUGUGGGCGUCAUCUUAGUGCAGCUUCCCCGAGAUGAUGUGAACUGCAGGCUGGAAGAGGGCAUGAGAUGCGAUGUCAAGGACCUCGGUCACAGGGAGGGUAUGUCUGCGACGGUGGGGCUUGUGGCGGUCUUUGCCAUGUGUGUGAGCAGCGGCUUUGCUGGAGUUUACUUUGAGAAGAUACUCAAGACCUCAGUGCAGUCCUUGUGGGCCAAAAAUGUCCAGAUGGCAUUUUUCAGUGUUGUGCUUGGUGUUGCUGCCAUAUGGAUCUUUGAUUCUUCUACAGUCUCAGAAAACGGCCUUUUUCAAGGUUACAACAUCAUCACAGUUAUCAUCAUACUUCAGCAGGCUGCAGUAGGACUGAUUGUGUCAUUAGUGAUCAAGUACGCAGACAACAUCCUGAAAGGCUUUGCCUCAUCAGUCUCCAUCAUUUUGACGAUGAUUAUUUCUCAUCUCUUCCUGCAUGACCUUGUGAUUACCAGUUCUUUCUUGGUGGGAACAGCAACAGUAAUAUGCUCAGUGGUAUUAUACCAUGUGGACAGAAAACAUGCAAAGAGAAAAUUGGCUACAGUCAUAUGACGCCACCUAUCUAUCAGGUACGUAAAUUACUAUUUCACGUGGACAUCCUGAACCCACAUGCUCAGCUGCACCAGAUCCUUAGAACCAGAGGCGGUGGGAAUUGGUGUUUUAUGCCAAGCUGCCAACUAUGGCUUUAUCACAGCAAGGCAGCGAACCCUAUAAACAGAUGCCCCAUGAAGACAAAGAACAGCGUGCCAAGACAACUCUCUUCCUGGAACAUUGACUAGAAGUCCAGAAACACUUUUUCAGAUAGUAUUCUUUUGUGAUUUGGUGGCUGGUACCAAAAAAACUCAAAAAAGAUGAUUAUAACAUUUUUCACAUUAAAAUGGAUUGCGAGGGUUGCGAGUACUGAAUACAGGAAAAAGUAAGGAAAAAAUCAAAUUUCCUUGCAGAAUGUUGAUCAUGUGAGGCCGUUUAAAACAGCAGGCUUAGACCUGGUUACACUUACUCAAACACAUUUACUGUACAUAUCUGUCAAUAAAGGUAUGAUUGUUAUAUGUAUAGACUUACACAUGUGUAUCUGUGUUUUAGUGCCUUGAAAACUAUAAAAAAGGAGCUAUCAUUGCCAUCAGAAUUCAUAAACCUUUUGUUAAUAAUUCGUCAUUUUUGUGAUUUUAAUGUCCAUGGGUACUCUCUCUAUAUAAAUAUAAACUUGGAGAAAACAUGGUGAAAGUUUGUAGCUAUACCCCCUUCAUUAAUCAUGGAAAAGUGCUUAAUGUACUUCAUAAUGAACAAAUGCAUAAAAGAGUCCUUUUGUGACCUAUGGCAUAACCCUGGAAUAGUAAAAACAGAAAAGCAUUUGUCUUCUUCAAUUAACAGCUGCCUAAAAUGGACUGCUGAUACUUAAACAAAUUUCCAUCUAUGAUAAAAACACAGAUGGUGAUCUGUGCAGGCAAACAAUAUCCCAGAAGCCAAAUGUACAAGCUUUUUUUUCAUCAAUUAGUAAUGACAAAUAUUUAAAACACAUAAAAUGAUUAUGCUGCUGAUUAAACAUUGACUAUCAGUCUUCCACAUCAUUAUAAAGAAUAUUUAGGUUUACAACUUAUGUUCUGGUAUAUUAACAGUUCAGAACAUAACUCUAAAAACAUUUUACAAAUUAUACCUUUAACAAAACUGAGAGUGUCACUGCAUGCAAGUAGUCCAUCAGUUGCAUUGCUCUUCCACUGUUAAUUAGUUAAACUUCUGGAACUGAUGCAGUGUUGUCAAGAAUGUACAAUGGUUUGUUUAAAGUAAGUGUUGUUUUGUUUUGAGCAACAGAUGAAGAUAUAUCAAAUGCUAUCAUUUAAGUGCUAGAAACAGCAGAUUCUUGUUAAAUUACAGAUAUAAUGGUUUAUUUAAUUAAACUCUUAUGUCAGAUUUAUGUUUUGGUCAACUGGCUUUAACUGGGUCAAACUGAUUAAGUUUAGACUUCGGUGUUGAAGAUGCUUCGACAAUUCAUUGUAGGUGUUAAUAUAAGUGGCUGGAGAGACAUAGGGUCACAAGUCACAAGUCCAGAUUGUAUUUGAUUGGAACAUUUUGCUGUUGUGUUGGGAAUACUGAGAGAGUACUUGUUAGAGUAAUAAACAAUAAACACAGGUAUAAGGGAA